This is a messenger RNA of Panicum virgatum (switchgrass), 1692 nucleotides long. RefSeq lists its product as uncharacterized. NCBI's taxonomy places the organism in Eukaryota, Viridiplantae, Streptophyta, Magnoliopsida, Poales, Poaceae. The transcript is spliced from 2 exons. Bases 214 to 1197 code for a protein of 327 amino acids. Gene Ontology annotation, molecular function: carbohydrate transmembrane transporter activity. The record is from RefSeq and is a predicted model, not a curated record.
GCAUGCAUGAGUCGACUCUUGGAGCACAGCCACUGCAGAUGCCCUUAUUUUGCUCCUUCCUCCAAAACAAAUGGUUAUUUUCCUCGUAGACCACGCGUACGCGUUUCGCGUUCUGAAUUCGUAUCAUCUUUGCCGUAGAAUUCAGCAUCAGUGACAGACGAAGACGUUCUGAAUUUUGAGUAUUUGACACAGGGCAAGCUAGCGUGCGGCGCCAUGUUAUUCCAGUCGCUGUGCCUUGGCGUCCUGCCAUUGCUCGACGCCGUCGGCGCUCUGGUAGCCAGUCUCCGCAGCUCCGGCGCCCUUCGCAGCCCGAGUCACGGCGCCCAGUUCACCCAUGGCCUCGGCAACGAGGAGACAGAGGCGAAAUCCAGCCACGCCGCCGAGGACGGCGACCCUCUCGACCACCUGUGGCAGCUCUGGACGCUAGAUCUGCUCGACACCAGCCACGUCCACGACGACCUGGUGUUCCCGUGCGCGUGCGACGUCGCCAGCGCUGCUCCGCGCUCACAACGAUCCCAGGGGAAGCAGACGAGGGGAGCCGCCUCCGGAGGCAGGAGCAGCCGUGACGCCGGCUCGUUCCGGCGGCUGGCGGCGAGGCACGAGCUGCACCUGACGUACGCCGUGGUGGUGGCCACUCUGCAGCUGUUCCUGCGCCUGACGCGCGCCAACGCGACUACGCUGCUCCUGCCGAUGCUGGCGCAGGCCGCGGGCCGCGGGCGCGGCGCCGCUCGGGUCGGGGACGCCGUGCUGGUGCUGGUGAACACCUGCGGCGUCCUUGGGUCCGCCCACGCCGCCAGGGAGUUCGGCAGGGAGGCCAUGUGCGCUAUCAGCGGCGUCCUCAUCGUCUUCUGCCAGGUGCGUACUACGCUUCUGGAUUUUCUUUUUCUGUUCGUGCGGACGCACGACUCGACAGAUUUUAACGAAAAACAGGGUGGGGUUCUGGCAGGCGGCGGCGGCGGCGCGCGGAUGGCGGGCGGGCACGCCGCAGGGAUGUUCGCGCUGGCGUGCGCCGUGUCGGGCGGGUUCAGCUGGGCGUGGGGCGCGCUGUUCGGGGCCGUGCCGCGCGAGGGCAUCCGGUCCGCGGGGCAGGCGGCCGGCGCGGCGCUCGGCUUCGCGCAGAUGCAGUGCUUCCUCCUCACGCUACGCCAGCUCAAGCACGCCGCCUUCGCCUACUACGCCGUCUGGAUCUGGUCCUGAGGCCCGUGCGGCCGCCCGGCGAUGCCGAUGCGCGCGUGCGUGCACCCCACCCGUCGACACGCCGCAUCUCCAUCGCGGGAAAUGCAUGAUGGCCCCGGUUCGGGAACUUUGAGGAGGCUGGUCCUGGCCGAUCGCAUCGUAUCUGCGGCGGCGCCAGCUGUGAUCUGUGCUCUUGCUCGCCGGUGACGGGGACGGACGGCGACCCGAGCGUGGUGGCGCCACACUACUGCGCUCACGUAUUCGCCGCACUCGUCCGGCGACCUCAAGUGAUCGAUGAAGCAACGCCACGCGCCCACGCCCACGCGCAUCGAUCCGUUCUCGCCCGUGAGCGUGAGCCAAUGAACUUGGCAUGCAUCUCGAACUUUGUUAUAGUAACUAGUCUAUCAACCCGUGCUCCCGCAUGGACUAAUUAGAAUUAAUAUAAGAAUAAAAUCAAUAAUUAUAAUUAUUUAUCUCACGCCCCUUUUCAUCUAUUAAAUAUUCUAACACAUACUC